AUGGCAGACUAUUUUAGUGAAAUGGGCUGGACACCCUUAGGAGAAGGUGAAACGCCAAAUCAUUUCUUACAUCUAGCAAGACUAUUCAGAGACUACAACAUGUUUGAAGAAUUGAAUGUGUUGAAUGGGGAGAAAUUGCCUCCACCAGCAUCAGCAAGAGUAGUUGAAGAGAUUCCAAAUGAAUCUGUUACAUCUGAUGGUUUACAGUGUCCUGUAUGCCUUAAAGAACAUGCAAAAGGUGAAUCUGCAAAAAAAUUACCUUGUGGCCAUUUGUACCAUUCUGAGUGCAUCAUGCCCUGGCUCCACAAAACUAACUCUUGUCCUUUAUGCAGAUAUGAGCUUCCUACAGAUGAUGAGGAUUAUGAAGCUUUGAGAAAGGAAAAAAAGAGGGCAAAAGAAAGAGAAGCUGAUAUAGAAAAUCUCCAUAACUCAAUGUUUUCAUGA
Messenger RNA from Phaedon cochleariae (mustard beetle), 444 nucleotides. NCBI's taxonomy places the organism in Eukaryota, Metazoa, Arthropoda, Insecta, Coleoptera, Chrysomelidae. The record is from the annotation of a GenBank genome assembly.